AAUGGCGUGUUGUGGAAAUACUUUUUGUUGCCAGUGCUGCUGUAGGGAAAGUGAGACGCGUACGCCUGAAGAAUUGACAAUCCUUGGAGAAAUUCGAGAUGAAGAAGAUGAGAUUCUACCAAGGAAAGAUUAUGAGAGCCUGGAUUAUGACCGCUCCAUCAAUGAGCCCUAUGUGGAGGUUCUGGAGGGAAUGGAUAACAAGAAAGCCAGAAAGUAUGAGGCUGUGCGGUGGAUGUUGGUGUUUGCUAUUGGAGUCACGGUUGGUUUGGUGGGGUUGUUUGUGGACUUUUUUGUCCGCUUCUUCACCCAGCUCAAAUUCACCUUGGUUGGAAACUCUGUAGAGGAGUGCAGUGAGAAAGGCUGUCUUGCUCUGUCUCUUCUGGAGCUUCUGGCUUUCAACAUGACCUUCGUCUUCAUAGCAAGUGUACUUGUCCUCAUAGAGCCAGUGGCUGCAGGCUCUGGAAUCCCAGAGAUCAAAAGCUACUUGAAUGGAGUGAAGAUUCCUGGGAUAGUUCGACUACGUACAUUCCUCUGCAAGGCCACUGGAGUCCUAUUCACCGUUGCUGGAGGGCUGUUUGUGGGAAAAGAGGGCCCAAUGAUUCACAGUGGAGCCAUUGUAGGAGCCGGACUUCCUCAGUUCCAAAGUAUCACUUUUAAGAAGAUCAGAUUCGAUUUCCCUUACUUCCGGAGUGACAGGGACAAGCGAGACUUUGUGUCAGCGGGGGCCGCUGCUGGAGUGGCUGCUGCCUUUGGGGCCCCCAUAGGAGGCACCCUCUUCAGUCUAGAGGAAGGCUCCUCUUUCUGGAACCAGGCCCUCACAUGGAAAGUGCUCUUCUGUUCCAUGUCAGCAACUUUCACCCUCAACUUCUUCCGCUCAGGGAUUAACUACAACAAGUGGGGCUCCUUCCAGCUUCCCGGUCUGCUCAACUUCGGAGAGUUCAAGUGUCCAAAUGGGGAUACAAACUGCCACCUGUGGACAGCAGUAGAUCUGGCCUUCUUUGUCCUGAUGGGCGUAGUGGGCGGCUUGCUGGGAGCGUUCUUUAACUGUAUCAACAAGAGCCUGGCCAAAUACCGAAUCAGACACAUCCAUCCCAAGGCCAAGUUUGUAAGGGUUCUGGAGAGUCUAUUGGUCACCAUGGUGACAACAGUGAUUGUGUUUGUAGCAUCCGUGACACUGGGUGAAUGUCGUGACUUGUCUGCCCCCACAAACCACAAUACCACAGCGGUGCUGACUGGAAAUGAGGACAUAAACUCUACAAUCCGCCAAUUUUUCUGUCCAAACAAGACCUACAAUGACAUGGCCACGCUCUUCUUUAACCCUCAGGAGGCAGCUAUCCAUCAGCUCUUCCAUCAAGACAGUACAUUCAGCCCUGUAACGCUGACGGUGUUCUUCCUGCUGUACUUCCUGUUGGCCUGUUGGACCUAUGGCGUGUCGGUACCAAGCGGCCUCUUUGUCCCCUCACUCCUGUGUGGGGCCGCAAUGGGACGCCUGGUAGCCAACCUCCUCAAAGUACAUCUAGGAAUGAACAUCUACUCUGGGACCUUUGCCUUGAUUGGAGCAGCCUCAUUCCUCGGGGGUGUAGUCAGGAUGACCAUCAGCCUGACUGUCAUUCUCAUCGAAUCGACCAAUGAAAUCACAUAUGGGCUGCCCAUCAUGAUAACUCUGAUGGUGGCGAAGUGGACAGGAGACUUCUUCAACAAGGGCAUCUAUGACAUUCACAUUAUGCUGAGAGGAGUGCCUCUGCUGGAGUGGGAGACUGAGGUCGAGAUGGACAAGCUGACAGCCAGUGAUAUCAUGGAGCCCAACUUGACAUAUGUCUACCCCCACACACGGGUCCAGUCUCUGGUCAGCAUCCUCCGAACCACAGUCUACCACGCCUUCCCUGUGGUCACUGAGAACCGGCAGAACGAAAGGGACUUCAUGAAAGGCAACAUCCUAGUCAGCAACAAUAUCCACUUCAAGAAAUCCAGCGUGGUGACACGUGCGGGGGAGCAGAGGCGGCGCUGCCAGUCCAUGAAGUCGUACCCGUCCAGCGAGCUGAGGAACGUGUGUGACGAGCAGGCCCCCACUGUAGAGCCCACGGAGGAGGGAGAAGACAUGCUGCAGCAGAUGUUAGACAGGAGACAUGUGCCGUACCCCAAUCUGUAUCCAGAUCAGUCCCCUAGUGAGGAGUGGACCAUGGAGGAGCGCUUCAGGCCACUCACCUUCCACGGCCUCAUCCUGCGCUCUCAGCUGGUCAACCUGCUCAUCAGGGGGGUCUGCUAUUCAGAAAACCAGUCGAGUGCAACCCAGCCCAGAUUGUCCUACGCCGAGAUGACUGAAGACUACCCACGUUACCCUGACAUCCAUGACUUGGACUUGUCCCUCCUCAACCCCCGAAUGAUAGUGGAUGUCACCCCUUACAUGAACCCGUCUCCCUACACGGUGUCUCCGAACACGCAUGUUUCCCAAGUGUUUAACCUCUUCAGAACCAUGGGACUGCGACACCUGCCGGUGGUCAAUGCAGUGGGGGAAAUUGUUGGGAUAAUCACGAGACACAAUUUAACCCACGAGUACCUUUUGGCCAAACUCAGACAGCACUACAUCACUUUUUGAUCUGCCGGGGUUCUUUAAUGGUUUCAGACACAACUUCUGCUCAACCUGGUCCUAGGCUUUUGUGUACCCACUCCCCCAAAUGAUAUAAAGACAUGUUGUCGAUAGUACUAUUUCGAAUACUCGUCUCUGUAAAACAAUAUGCCUAUUUCUUGUGGUUGCUAUAUCUCACAUAGGUAUGGCAAUUCCCCUUUUAACAUAUAUAACAAUAAUAAAUUACUAUAUAUCUUAAUAUAUAUAGUAAUAAUAUAUAUUUGGUAUGGCAAGAUAUAUAAAUAUAUCCUGCCCCCUACGUCAUCUGUUCUGGGCAUCUCCACAUGAGUAAAUCUACCAGAACAAAUGAACAGAUGAGAGGCAUAAUCCAUGACACAGAGAGGAGUUAUGGCAACUGGGUUUCCUAUAUUUUGGUUUAAUACGAGUGUAACGACCACGGAUGUGUAGACUCGCUAGCCCUUGUAGUUGACUGGUUACCACAGUCGCCCGUGGUGUGGGGGAACCCGGGUUCGAUUCCCAGCCGCUGCCAGAAUUCCCGCUGCAUUGGUGGCAGCAGUAGGAUCGAACCUGGGUUCCCCCGCACCACGGGCUACUGCGCUAACCAGUCAACUAAAGGGUCCGACCCGUUAGCCAACGGGCUAGCGAGUCUACACAUCCGUGGUUGUUACAUGAGUAAGAACUUCAAGUUCUCAUAAAGUAAGCUAGUGGUGAUACCCACAUAACCCCAGGCCCCCUAAAUUAGCCAAUAUUGACGGUUGACAAUUAAAAAGGUUGUCCUACCAAAGGGAAAUACCACAUUGUAUAUGACAUUAAAAUGUCCCCCUUCCUUUAACCGCCACCACCUUAAAUGUUUUUUUCCCUUGACCUCCAUUAACCGUUUCCUCUUUGACGUCACUGUUGCACUUUUAUUUUCGCAGUCUGUGAAUAUUGAUAUUAAUUUACUGUUUAAUCACUUGGAAUGUGUUUGCACUCAGCCUUUGUUGUCGUUCCCUUAUGGGUACUUGUGGUAAAAUGGCGCCGGCGUUGCUGUGGUAUUCCAGCAAAGUUUAGUUAGAAUUGAUAAUGUUUAGGCUUUUAAAAGGACCAAUAAACGACUAUGUUUUCCGAAUUGAAAUAUAUUUUUUGUUUUGUUUAGCGGCAUAUUAACAUAUUCCCUGUUCGAAUCCAUUUCAGAUAUGUUCAGCUAGUUUUCUGAUAAGAGUAUGACUUCGAUCAAGUGUCCUAAUAUGUAAUUUUAUUUUAACCCCCUUAUAAGAGCAGAAUAAAGGAAAACAGAGCAGCCAGUACAACUUAGUACUGGUUUUGGUUGUAAUUCAUCCGCCCAGAUGUUAGGAUGAUGAAUUAUCGGCAACCAUAUGUAUGUAUGCAUCAAAUAUUCCUUACUUGUAUCAUUGCCUCUUUUCUUGAUAUUUUAUUUAUGAGAUUAUUUUUUUAUAUAAUUUUAUGUUUUAAGAUUAGCUAACUGUAUUGCAAAUGAUUUUAAUGUCAUAACACCGCAUCUCAAAUGGACCAAGUCGUCAAGGAAAAAUACGGUUUGUAGUCUGGACACCGGUCCCAUGUUAAAAACUUAAAAUUCUGUAUGUUAUCCGUUUUAUUGUAAGUACUAUCAUUUGAGUCGUGUCCUUGCCGGUGGUAUGCAGUCGGUCCACAUUGUAUGAGAUUAAGGGACAGCCGAUGUGUGUUCUCCUCUGAAGCCAGACUCGAAAGACUGUUUUGCCAGGAUCCUUUCUGUGACAUGCCUGUGUUCAUAUAUGUAAUAUGGAGAUGUAGGCAUUGUUUUCUGCUUGUUGGCAAAUUUGCAACUACUACAAAUAUCAAGAGCAAGCUCAUGGCAAAGCACUACUGUAACAAAAAAAAGAAGAAGGAGAAGCAGGAAGACCUCUGUCUGUGCCUUUAUUAUUGUUCAAUAAAGGUCCUUCUGUUUGGU
Lampris incognitus (smalleye Pacific opah) is the source of this 4514-nucleotide messenger RNA. RefSeq names its product chloride channel 6 (gene clcn6). Gene Ontology annotation, cellular component: lysosomal membrane; intracellular membrane-bounded organelle. Lineage: Eukaryota; Metazoa; Chordata; Actinopteri; Lampriformes; Lampridae. Gene Ontology annotation, molecular function: voltage-gated chloride channel activity. The record is from RefSeq and is a predicted model, not a curated record. Gene Ontology annotation, biological process: transmembrane transport; chloride transport. The transcript has 23 exons. Bases 2 to 2596 code for a protein of 864 amino acids.